AUGGCUUCCUUACUAGGUGCAGGGUACGAGUCAAGCGACGAUGACGCCACAGCGCCCAACCCUUCAGUAACGACUGCGACCAAGAUUGUCGCCGCUCCAGAAGUCAAUACAGAGGAUCAAGCGCAUAUGCAGAUGACACUCGCCAAUACCUCGUCGCAAGCCCUCACCUACAACGCCACAUACGAUGAUCUCACACGGCCAUCCCAAGGCCCCGUCAAUCCCUUUAAACCAGCAGGACCUGGAAACGGUGUGAAGCGGAAGAAUGUCCCGACAGGAUUUGCGGAGGAGGCAGCCAUCAGCGAGGCGACAUUUGCCGCCCAACAUCGUACGUUCCAGAGCCUGGGGUACACGCGCAAUCCAACUGCGCCAGACCAUUUCGUGGGAGAUUUGGGAAAGGUCGCUCAAUUUGGCGGGAAGGAUGUGGUGCAGAUGAAGCCGACUAAGGAGGCCUCUGCUGCGUGGCGCGCAAAGCGACAAAGGAAGGGCGACUCGAGCAUUGUGGAGGGGGAGGGUGCUUAUCUUGGACCCUGGGCCCAAUACAACAAUGAGCAGCAGUACGAGGAGAUUGAGGUGGGCUCGGGAGAAGAGCGCGAGCUUGGGAGUGAUGAGGAAUGGGCGGAAGAGGAGAAUGAGACCUUGGCCCCUGCGGCACCUUUGCCGGCCAUGCGCAAGGAAGCCACCGACUACCAGGGAGAUACUUCCAAGGUGGAAACGACUGAAUUCCAUGGCUCUGAGCAGUUCGAUUACCAAGGCCGAACGUACAUGCAUGUUCCCCAGGACUUGGAUAUCGAUCUGAAGAAGGAAGUGGGCAGCGUGAAAAACUACGUGCCCAAGAAAUUGGUGCAUACCUGGAAGUCUCAUACAAAGCCGAUCACUUCAUUGCGAUUUUUCCCGACCUCUGGCCAUCUGCUGCUUUCUUCUGCGGCGGAUGGAAAGGCCAAGAUCUGGGAUGUUUAUCACUCCCGGGAGCUGCUUCGAACAUUCUCAGGUCACACGAAGGCCAUCACCGAUACCGACUUCGAUCCUACCGGGAAGACCUUCUUGACUGCCUCCUUUGACAGACAGAUUAAGCUUUGGGACACGGAAUAUGGCAAAUGUCUGGGACGUUUCUCCACCGGCAAGACACCGCACGUUGUGCGUUUCAACCCGGGUGCCGAACAUUCACACGAGUUCGUGGCUGGUAUGUCAGACAAGAAGAUUGUUCAGUUUGACACUCGAUCAGGCGAACUCGUUCAGGAGUACAAUCAUCAUUUGGCAGCCGUCAACACCAUCACCUUCGUCGACGACAACCGACGAUUCAUCUCGACUUCCGAUGACAAGUCCCUCCGUGCUUGGGAAUAUGGUAUUCCUGUACCGAUCAAGUUCAUCGCUGAGCCCUACAUGUUCGCUCUGACACGGGCGACUCCCCACCCCAACGGCAAAUAUGUGGCCUUCCAGUCGGGUGACAAUCAAAUUGUGGUCUACGGCGCCACGGACAAGUUUCGACAAAAUCGCAAGAAGAGCUUCCGCGGCCACAACAAUGCUGGCUAUGGCAUUGAUAUUAAGAUCUCACCAGAUGGUCAAUUCCUCGCAUCAGGUGACAGUGGUGGCUUUGUCUGCUUCUGGGAUUGGAAGACCGGAAAAAUGUAUCAUAAGAUCAUGGCAGGUGGAAAGGAAGGAGGCGCUACGACCUGUCUGGACUGGCAUCCGCAAGAGACUAGCAAGGUUGCGACGGGUGGCUUGGAGGGCGUUAUCAAGUACUGGGACUAA
Messenger RNA from Penicillium diatomitis, 1749 nucleotides. RefSeq names its product WD40 repeat domain-containing protein. The coding region runs from base 1 to 1749 and encodes 582 amino acids. NCBI's taxonomy places the organism in Eukaryota, Fungi, Ascomycota, Eurotiomycetes, Eurotiales, Aspergillaceae. The record is from RefSeq and is a predicted model, not a curated record. Gene Ontology annotation, molecular function: mRNA binding; protein binding. The transcript is spliced from 2 exons. Gene Ontology annotation, cellular component: catalytic step 2 spliceosome. Gene Ontology annotation, biological process: mRNA splicing, via spliceosome.